Messenger RNA from Aspergillus brunneoviolaceus CBS 621.78, 763 nucleotides. RefSeq lists its product as uncharacterized. NCBI's taxonomy places the organism in Eukaryota, Fungi, Ascomycota, Eurotiomycetes, Eurotiales, Aspergillaceae. The transcript has 2 exons. Gene Ontology annotation, cellular component: mitochondrion. Gene Ontology annotation, biological process: autophagy of mitochondrion. The coding region runs from base 109 to 666 and encodes 185 amino acids. The record is from RefSeq and is a predicted model, not a curated record.
CACCCUGCCUGGUGCAAUUCAUCACCACGCCAACUCAAUCCGAUUCAGUUCGUUUACCAUUCCACAGCCUUUUGUUGUCUACACAGAUAGACACCCACCAGCAUCAAAAUGGCGUGCCCCAUUACCGUUUCCAAGUUUGUGGGAACCGUCUCCCUGGGCCUGCUCACGGGCAUCUCGUACUCCGCCUCGACGAUCGCCAUCCCCGCGCUGGCCCAACUCCCGACCUCGGCGACCGGCUCGCGCUCGCUGAGCGAGAUCAAACGCCUGAACCGCAAGCACGGCAUCCGGCUCACCAACAUCGCCAACGGGUGCCUGCUGUUCGCGUACAGCAUCUCUCCGCGCCACCGCAAACACCCCUAUCUGAUCUGGAUGUGCGUCGCCUCGACCAUCGGCACCUACGGCAUGGACUUCUGGUUCCACCGCCAGGCGGGCGUCAAGGCCUGGUUUCAGGCGGUGCUGCACGACACCGGGUUCUGGACGCAGGCGGCCGCUCCCAAGCAGCAGAAGAAGGAGGAGGAUCUGGUGGUGGUCGAGGCGGAGGAGAACGGCGAGAGCGUGCAGACGGAGAUGAAUACGGAACGGCGGCUGCAGCAGGUGCGCGCGGUCUUCUCGGGGCUGGCGUUGGCGAUGGGGAUCGUUGGCCUCUGGGGUGAUCGUCGGUCUUAAGGGCUGACUUUGUCCGGGAUCCUUCGCCUCUUCUAAACAUGGUGGCUCGGUAUAACGUGCGCUGCGACGGCUCCUCUCUGUUCUUGGCUCUUGGCGU